AUGUUCAACAAAAUUCACGAUUUUGACGGCCACCGCCACGCGAGAGUUGAAUCAGGCACUAGGACAACCGACAACGACAUGUCGCGCCUCAUCUUCCUAAACCUUCCUCCCGGGCUGUCGCCGGAGAGCUUCAGCGCCAAGCUCGCCGAGCCCAAGACGCUCAAGGGUGCGACGGUGACGGAUACCAAACUUGUACCGAAGCGUCGAUUUGCGUUCGUCGGUUACGCCACUGAGGAAGAAGCGACUGCGGCCAAGGAAUGGUUCGACGGUAGCUUCGCGUUCGGCGGCGGCAAGGUCAAGGUCGACUUUGUGCGUGACGAGCCGCUCGCCCCGAAGCCCGAGAAGCCAGCCAAACGGGCACGCCUCGACCAGGGCAAGGAGGAGGCGCCGAAGGAGGACAAAAAGGAGAAGAAGGAGAAGAAGGGACUGAAGGAGUUCAUGGAAGUCAUGAAGGGCGUCGAUGUGACUAAGCCCGUCGAGCCUGUGCCCGGCGAGGCUGGGUGGGUCGCAGGCGCCCAGGACAAGAAGGAGGAGGCUGAACAAGAGGAGAUGGAGCAGGAGUCGGUCGACGACGACGACGACGAUGCGGCAUGGCUCGCUAAGCGCCAAAAUCGCCUGGACGGCGACGAGGAGGUGGGCGCUGGGCCAUCAGAGCCCCAGCUUGAUGCUGAGGACGCGCUCAUCAUGUCCACGGGACGGCUGUUCGUGCGCAACCUCGCGUUCGUCACGACGGCUGACGACUUGCGCGAAGAGUUCGGCAAGUUCGGCCCCGUCGUCGACGUGCACCUUCCCGUCUCGCAGAAGACGGGAGAGCCGCUCGGUACUGCGUUCGUGCUCUUCCGUGAGCCCGUUGACGCGCUCACGGCGCGGCGAAGGCUCGACAAGAUGACGUUCAAGGGUCGCUUGUUGCACGUGCUCCCCGGACGCGCGCGACCUGGUCAGGAAACAGUAGCUGCCGCUGGCAAGGGUACGACAGAUGGCAAGGUGCUCGGCAAGGCGGCCGAGGCACGCGGCGACGUCAAGGCCCGACAGGACGACAAGCGCACGGAGGCAACUGCCAAGGGCCUCAACUGGGCGACGCUGUAUAUGAACAGCGACGCUGUGGCGGCAUCGGUGGCCGACCGUAUGGGCGUCAGCAAGGCGGACCUGCUGAGCGGGGCCGAUGAUGACAUCUCCCCCGCCGUCAAGCUCGCCCUCGCCGAGACGCACGUCAUCGCCGAGACCAAGGCGUACUUUGAUAAGGAGGGGAUUGUGCUCGACAGCCUGCAACCGCGAGUGCCGCGUUCCAAGACGGUCAUUCUCGUGAAGAACAUUCCUUACGGCACGAGCAUUACCGCGCUACAGGACCUCUUCGCAUCUCACGGCGAGCUCAAGCGCGUCCUCCUCCCGCCGGCUGGGACUAUCGGUGUCGUCGAAUUCGAGAAUGCGAUGGACGCGGGGCGCGCCUUCCGCGCCCUCGCAUACCGUCGUCUCGGCAACGCUGUGCUGUACCUCGAGAAGGGACCCGAGGGGAUGUUCAAGGACCCCAGUGCCAAGAACACGCCAGCGUCCAAGGAAGCGGCGGAGCGGGCAGCCCUCGCUGAGAAGGUCGCUGCCGCAGCGGAGGAAUUGCGAGACGAGCCUGCACCCGAGGACGAGGCGGGGUCCACGCUCUUCCUCAAGAACCUGGCGUGGGCGACGACGAGUGCCCGCCUCUCGUCCGUCCUCUCCACUCUCCCCGGGUUCAGCUUUGCGCGCGUGCAGACCAAGCCGGACCCGAAGCGGCCGGGCGAGCGCCUGUCGAUGGGCUACGGCUUUGUGGGGUUCAAGACAAAGAAGGAGGCUCAGCAGGCCCUCGCGGGCCUACACGGUUUCGAGGUGGACGGGCAUACCUUGGAAGCCAAGUUUGCCCAGCGUGGCGUCGAAGAGAAGGAAGACAAGAAGGUCGAGAUGGGCGGUACGAAGAGCACCAAGCUUCUUGUCAAGAACUUGCCCUUCGAGGCCGGGAAAAAGGACGUACGUGCCCUCUUCAGCGCAUAUGGGACACUCAAGAGCCUGCGCGUUCCCAAGAAGAGCACGCUUUCGGCCACUGGAGCGGCGAGUUCGCGUGGUUUCGCAUUCCUCGAGUUUACGACGCAUGCCGAAGCCCAGCGGGCCAUGGACGCGCUCAAGCACACCCACUUGCUUGGACGUCACCUUGUGUGCGAGUGGGCGCGGGAGGGCGAUGGAGUGGAUGUUGAGGCCCUUCGUGAGAAGGUGUCCCGCGACGCUAGGGGCGAUGUCGUGCGCAAGCGCAAGUUCGAUCAUGGUGGCAAGGUGGAGGAGGACGACGGGCUCGAAGUCUAG
Cutaneotrichosporon cavernicola is the source of this 2325-nucleotide messenger RNA. RefSeq lists its product as uncharacterized. Gene Ontology annotation, molecular function: mRNA binding. The record is from RefSeq and is a predicted model, not a curated record. Gene Ontology annotation, cellular component: cytoplasm; nucleus; ribonucleoprotein complex. The transcript is spliced from 4 exons. NCBI's taxonomy places the organism in Eukaryota, Fungi, Basidiomycota, Tremellomycetes, Trichosporonales, Trichosporonaceae. Gene Ontology annotation, biological process: poly(A)+ mRNA export from nucleus; nuclear mRNA surveillance. The coding region runs from base 1 to 2325 and encodes 774 amino acids.